AUGACGCCGGAGAACUCUGCGGUCGUGAAUAAAGAGAUCAAGGGGAGGUGGGCCGGGUGGAUGAUUUCGCAGCAGUUGGAGUUCACGGUUGAGGGCAACCCCGUCUGCAUGAACGUUAACAUGUCCGGGUCCAGCCUCCUGUUCGCGGUCCACUACGAGGGCAUGAACGUGAUCCAUGAUCAUGACGCCCGACUCCAUCAACGCGCUCUCGUCCUACUCCAAGGGCGUGUGCAUGAAGAUGAAAAUGACCUUGUCCUUGAUCUGCUACUCGUCCACGAAGCUGAAGAUCCAGGUGCCCGUGCACACGUCCAGAGCCUCGGCCCUGACCUUGUACGGCAACGGCUCCAUGCAGAUCUGCGGCUCCCCGAACGACAUCGAGGCUCUCUGCGCGUGCACGAACGAGAUCAUCAAGACGGUCGUGAACACGGAGCCGGUCGCAUUUUUGAAGACGAUGAGGAGGGCGGACGUCCACGAGCUCUAGGGCACGGGAUCGAAGCUGGUCGAAAACUAGUCGCUGACGCCGGUCAUGACCGUCUUGCCGUACUCGUUUGUCGUCAUGAGCCUGUUCGUCAACUCGGUCGUGAUGAUGAGGACGUGCUUGUAGGGCCAUUUCGGUCUGCUGGAGUUCUGGGUGAUGACCUUGAUCUGCAUUGGAGAAAAAAGGCGCGGGAUAUUCCGGUACAUGCUCUCUACGAAACCUACACGGAGGACGUAUCACUUUUCCUGAAUUUCCUCACAUUCUUCUUGCCAAUGGCGUCUGCGGAUAACGCCUUCCGAGAUUACGCCUCAGUAGGAGACAUCUUAGAUCGGGCCGACGCUUACACCAAGGCCAUUCCCUCGGGGAACAAGAUAUUGGAAGUGAUUCAUUUUACAGAGAGCGUCCAUGAGAUACCAGUCUUCCGGCAAUACAGAGAGCUUCACGUGGAGAAAUACACAGACAAGGCUCGAGGGGCAGACGCAUUUGGAAAGGCGCUUGUUGAGCUGGGUCACCGCAGUGGCUACACACGAAAUAUCACGAUUCGUUCCUGCCGCAGAUGGGCACUUAUGGAAGCAGAUAAAGGGCAUUCAAAGUCUGCAAGGAUGAGAUUCGCGGGGCAGACUAACAGAGAUACUUACGGAAGGUUCUAUGCCCAUCCGGUUAGCGGAAUAGACGGACCAGCAAACUACCUUGGGGUUACCAGCCGAAGCGAGCAUAUUCAAAACCGCCGCGGAAUGGGAAUAUACCAGGAUUCGCACCUUCUCCAGUCUCUUCCCGCUAAGGCAGAAUUUGAGUUCCAGGAUCGAAGUGAUGUUCGGGCCCUUGAUGAAGAAUUGCGCUCUCUAAGCGCACAACCAUUGUCUCCGACAACACCUGUGCAGAAACACGAGAUUCAGAUCAAGCAAAAGCUCGUAUAUAGCAAGAAGCGAUGGCUUUAUAAAGAGGAGCUCAACAGGAUCCGAGGGACACAAUCCAACAAGCUAAAGACCCCCAACGAGAACCAAGCCACAGUCCAUAAUGAAACCCUUUUCUACUAUAGGCGAAGGGUUAUGCCACAGAGAGACCUUUUAGCUAAUAUUUUCCCUCGCGAGAUUUCACUACGACACCAGGAUGGGAGGAGAGCAAUAGAGGCAUUGGAAUCUCUGUGCAAAGAUAAAUGCCCUGUUGCUUAUCGAGCCAGUAUCCGGCCCCGAUGUGGAAAAUGCCCCUGUGGAAAGCCGAUUGAUGGAUGA
Molecule: messenger RNA, 1710 nt
Organism: Penicillium longicatenatum
Lineage: Eukaryota; Fungi; Ascomycota; Eurotiomycetes; Eurotiales; Aspergillaceae
Exons: 2
Coding region: 1-1710 (569 amino acids)
Source: RefSeq, a predicted model, not a curated record